AUGGAGGUCCUGAAGGAGAAAGUGGAGGAGGAAGAGGCGGCGGAGCGAGAAGAAGCAGCCGAGCGGGCCGAGAGGGGAGAGAAAACAAAGAGGCCGAUGGAGGUGCGGAGAGGGGAAACCACCAUGACGCAGGAGAUGCUCAGAGACCUGGAGAGGAAGCUGUCAGAGAUCGAGGUCUCUGUCCCGGAGAAGCUCUUGACCUUCACCAAGGACACUAUCGACACCUCCAAGCUGCCCCUUUCCUACCAAAGCAACACGCUCAAGGAGGAGCACCUGCUGCAGGUGGCUGACAACUUCUCCCGCCAGUACAGCCACCUGUGCCCGGACCGGGUGCCCCUCUUCCUGCAUCCGCUGAACGAAUGCGAAGUGCCUAAGUUCGUGAGCACAACCAUCCGGCCCACACUGAUGCCCUACCCUGAGCUCUACAACUGGGACACCUGCGCCCAGUUCAUCUCCGACUUCCUGUCCAUGGUGCCUUUGCCCGACCCCCUCAAACCUACAGUCAAGGAGGAGGAAAAGGCACCCCCUAAGAAGUACGCCAUCAAACCGCCCAGGGACCUGACCAGCAGGUUUGAGCAGGAACAGGAGAUGAAGAGGCAGGAGGCAAUAAAGGCUGAGGAGGAGAAUCGGCGGAAGCAGGAGGAGGCACGCCUCUUGGAACAGGAAAAUGCAAAGACCGACCCCCUGCACGGCCUUCGUGUGCAUUCCUGGGUCCUGGUGUUGUCGGGGAAACGCGAGGUGCCUGAGAGCUUUUUCAUUGACCCAUUCACUGCACGUAGCUACAGCACCCAGGACGAUCACUUCCUGGGAAUUGAGAGCCUUUGGAACCACAAGAACUACUGGGUCAACAUGCAGGAUUGUUGGAACUGCUGCAAGGAGUUGGUCUUCGACCUGGGAGACCCCGUGAGGUGGGAGUACCUGCUCUUGGGGACUGACAAGCCUUUCCUGUCCCUGACCGAGGAGGAGGACGAGGGGAUGAAUGAUGAUGAUGACGUGGAAAACCUGGGCAAGGAGGAUGAGGAUAAGAGCUUCGACAUGCCGCCCUCGUGGGUGGAGCAGAUUGAGAUCUCCCCGGAAGCAUUCGAGACCCGCUGCCCAAACGGGAAGAAGGUGAUACAGUACAAGAGGGCGAAGCUGGAGAAGUGGGCCCCGUACCUCAACAACAACGGCCUCGUGUGCCGCCUCACCACCUACGAGGACCUGGAGUGUACCAAGACUUUGGAGGUGAAGGAGUGGUACCAGAACAGGGAGGACAUGUUGGAGCUGAAGCACAUAAACAAGAUCACGGGCUUGAAUGUCGACUAUUUCAAGCCAGGCCACCCCCAGGCACUGCGCAUGCACUCGUACAAGUCCAUGCAACCUGAGAUGGACCGUGUCAUGGAGUUUUACGAAACGGCCCGCGUGGACGGCCUGAUCAAGCGGGAGGAGACGCCCAAGACGAUGACAGAGUACUACCACGGACGGCCGGACUUCCUCUCCUACCGCCAUGUCAAUUUCGGGCCCCGGAUGAAGAAGCUGGCUUUGAACAGCGCGGAGUCAAACCCCCGGCCCAUGGUGAAAAUCACAGAGCGAUUCUUCCGCAACCCUGCGAAGCCUGCGGACGAGGACGUGGCCGAGCGAGUGUUUCUGAUCGCGGAGGAGCGCAUUCAGCUGCGCUAUCACUGCCGCUCGGACCACAUCACGGCCAACAAGCGUGAGUUUCUGCGGCGCAUGGAGGUGGACAGCAAGGGCAACAAGAUCAUCAUGACCCCUGACAUGUGUAUCAGCUUCGAGGUGGAGCCAAUGGAGCACACCAAGAAGCUUCUCUACCAGUACGAGGCCAUGAUGAAGCUGAAGAACGAGGAGAAGCUGUCCAGACAUCAAGCCUGGGAGUCAGAGCUGGAGGUGCUAGAGAUCCUGAAGCUUCGGGAGGAGGAGGAGGAGGCACACACACUGACCAUCUCCAUCUAUGACACCAAGCGCAACGAGAAGAGCAAGGAGUACCGGGAGGCCAUGGAGCGCGUGCUACAUGAGGAGCACCUGCGACAGGUGGAGGCCCAGCUGGACUACCUGGCCCCGUUCCUGGCCCAGCUCCCGCCUGGGGAGAAGCUCACGCGCUGGCAGGCAGUGCGCCUCAAGGAGGAGUGCCUCAAUGACUUCAAGCAGCGGCUCAUUGACAAAGCCAACCUCAUCCAGGCCCGGUUUGAAAAGGAGACUCAAGAGCUGCAGAAGAAGCAGCAGUGGUAUCAGGAGAAUCAGGUGACCCUGACACCUGAGGAUGAAGACUUAUACCUGAGUUACUGCUCUCAGGCCAUGUUCCGCAUCCGUAUCCUGGAGCAGCGGCUCAGUCGACACAAGGAGCUGGCCCCACUGAAGUACUUGGCUCUGGAGGAAAAGCUCUACAAGGACCCACGCCUGGUGGAGUUACUUAAAGUCUUUGUUUGAUGCUCUUCACCCCCUACACCUGUGGUCCUCUGAGUCCCUCCUGAGGCCCCAGCAAAGCUGCCAGAGAAAGAAACCUCCCCCAAAGCCUGGCCCUUUGUGUUCCGUACGCCCAGCUAAUGACCAUCCACUCAGGCACACUACUUUCCUGCUUUUCCUAAUUUACCUAUAAAUAAACACUUGCCAUUUGCCACAUGUACCUCAUGUUUCACAGACUCCAGCAGCAGCCCUUUUUUCCUUCCCUUCUUUAUCUGUGGCCUGGGACCACCUUUACAGCCUUAUCUUAUUUAAUACAGCAACUGCAUCCCCAUUUCACACAUGGCUAAUUAGUGGCUGAUAAGAAGAGGCGCUGGAAUUCAGUCUCUUGCAGCCUAGCGUCAAGAAGCCAAGUUCUGGGGCACACACCGUAGGCUUGCCAUUCCCACUUUGUGAGCUGGGCCACCCCAGCCAUGGUGGGGAUGCAAGGCCCUCAGUUUGCAGACAAGAAACUGGAAGCUCUGAAAUGUACCGGAUCCAGAGCUACAUGGCUGUCUCAGCCUUAACCCCGGGUCUGACUUCAUAAGCAUUAUAUCCCUUUAAACAAGAUCCCAGCGGCUUUCUCCCAAGACAUGUGUGUGACCCCUGCCUCUGCUCCUCUGACUUCUGUGGGUAGCGGCUCUUCCCAAAGCCCACCCUACCCGAG
Messenger RNA from Capra hircus (goat), 3103 nucleotides. RefSeq names its product dynein regulatory complex subunit 7 (gene DRC7). The coding region runs from base 1 to 2424 and encodes 807 amino acids. Gene Ontology annotation, cellular component: motile cilium. The transcript has 16 exons. Lineage: Eukaryota; Metazoa; Chordata; Mammalia; Artiodactyla; Bovidae. Gene Ontology annotation, biological process: flagellated sperm motility. The record is from RefSeq and is a predicted model, not a curated record.